This is a messenger RNA of Notechis scutatus (mainland tiger snake), 3193 nucleotides long. RefSeq names its product transmembrane protein 164 (gene TMEM164). Lineage: Eukaryota; Metazoa; Chordata; Lepidosauria; Squamata; Elapidae. The record is from RefSeq and is a predicted model, not a curated record.
GCUAGACUGGCGGCGGCGGCGGAGCGGGGCCAAGGCAGGGCGCGGACUGCGCGGCCACAUUGUUGCGUCCCUGCUAAGUCUGGGCGGCGGGCGAGUCCUCGCCGCAGCUACAGCUCCGCGGCCUGGGAAGGCAGAGCGCGGCGCUUCUGCUCCUGGGGUCUUCUGAGCCCCCUCCCGGCUCCCGAAAGAUGGCAGGCAGUCUGUGGAGGAAGGAGUCCUGAGUUUCAUGGUUCGCCCCCUGGAUGGUGUCCUCACUUUGAUCUUCUCUAACUUGCCCCCACUCCCUCCUCCCAGCCCAGGCGAGGAGGGGCCCUGGACCAUGAGUCGCUACAGCUUCUCCAACCUGAUGGACUGGAUGUAUGGCGGGGUGGACCCCAGCUUUGAAGGCAACGGGGGCCGCGAGUGUGCUGCCUUCCUCCCUUGGGAGCAGCGUCUGCUAGAGAGCGUGGUCUUCACCAUCAUGGGCAUUCUGGAGAUCCUGGUCUCUCUGCAGAAGAUCAGAAGGUCCACGGCCCGGGAAGCUGCUGACCUCUUGGCUCAGUCCCGGGUCAAGGGGGAAAGUUGGGGCAAAAAUCUCUUGCUGGUGACCCUCUGUCUGACUUUCGGACUUGAAGUGGGAUUCAAGUUUGCCUCGAGGACGGUCAUCUACUUGCUGAACCCUUGCCAUGUGGUUACGAUGAUGCAGAUUUUUCUACUGGCUUGUCCACCUUGCCAUUUCGCCAUGAUUCUGUUCAGGUUGCAAAUGCACAUGCUGAAUGGGGCCCUUCUUGCUCUCCUAUUUCCUGUGGUUAACACCCGCCUGCUACCUUUUGAAAUGGAAAUCUAUUACAUUCAACAUAUCAUGCUCUAUGUUGUCCCCAUCUACCUGCUACAGAAAGGAGGUGUCUACACUCCUGAGCCAUCCUGGAAUUUUUGGUGGGCCUUGCUGUCCACUGGAUUGAUGUUUGUCUACCACUACAGUUUUUUACAGAUCUUGGGACUCAUCACCGAAGUGAACUUGAAUAACAUGCUGUGCCCGGCUAUUUCUGAUCCUUUCUACGGACCUUGGUAUAGAAUCUGGGCUUCGGGACACCAAUCCAUCAUGACCCUGUUCCAUGGAAAACUCAUCCUUCUCCUUUUCUAUAAUGCUGUCCCUUUCUUUAAGCUUGGUGUGGAUGUACUACGAUCUCCGGCUAAGAAAGUAUCCUGAAUCUCCAUUCUGGUUUCUUUCUUGAAGGAUCUAAAGGAGAACCAUGAUAUUUGGGAUUGGAGAAGAACACUUCCUAUAUUGUUUUAAUUUCUUUCUUCUAUUAUGACAUCAGGUUUAUCUUCCCACUUUUCUGCUGAAUCUUCAUUACCUGUAGUUGACAAGGAUGGCAAAACACGUGGGGUUAUUUACAAAAAGCCACAAGUAGACUUUGAGUGCAACUACUGAUCUUGCCACCUUAGACCUUUGGAAUUUCAGAUGUCCAUCAUAUCAUGGAAAGCUGAUGGAAAGCACUAAUCCGUGUUCUUGUGACUUCAGUGGGUUUUCCUCCUGUGUGGCAGCUCUUAGGUUUUACCUUCAGCAAAGAACCUCUUCUUGUCUCAUAUAGACUUUGAGCGUGAAUAGUAUUUGGUGCUUCCGCACUAUCAGUGCAGAUGGGAAGGCUGUUGGGUUGUUGAAACUGGUUAAACAAAUGGGGAACAAUAACAACCUACUUGCCAAACACUGCCUCCUGAAUCUCCUGAAAGUUUAAGCUGAAGCCUGGUCAGAUGCCAUCAUAUCGCUGGCACCUUUCAGAUUGUUCUAAAUUAAUUGGUGAAAAGCAGCUUAAUUGCUGGAUUAAGAUUUAGGAGAUGGAUUUGUCUCAGUUAAAGGCAUUGACCAAGAAAAUCUGCCAAUUUGGAGUUGGACUUUAUGUCAUAGUUAAGCAUACUUAAGCAUACUUAGUUAAGCAUACUUACAUAAAUGUAUUACAUAUUGUACAUACAUGUAUUCAAUGUUAUGUCCACAUAUAUAUCAACUGCCCCUUCUAGGACACUCCAGAAGAAAGCAUAACCUUUCUUCGUCCAUGUUUCACCAUCUAGCAAGACUCUGCUAGAUGACAGUCCUGCAGACCAACAUAUUUGGAUAUCCUUGGGGAAGACAGCAUACAUGGAAUAUAUAUAUAUAUAUAGUGAAGCUAGCCAGAUUUGACUGAAGUAGCUAAGCUCCAAAAAUCAUCCUUCACAGACAUUGAGGAAUAAUUGAAAAGUUGGAGAAAAGUAAUUCUCAGAAGCAGAAUCUCUACCUUUUUGAGUUGUUGCUGUGAUAGUUGUUCUGAAUUAGAUUCUGGCUACUCUUUGGUCCCAUCCCGCCAGUCUCUCCAGUUGUAUUGCCUUACAAGUCCCAUGUUGGGCAGCCUUUGAUACCUCAAGCAGAGAAAAAUUGCCUUAAGGUCAACCUUAUCUGCUGUUUCCACCUGAAUGUAGGAAGUAAUGGGGUAGGGUGGGGUGGGUACUCAUCAUGAAGAACUGGUGUAGUUAUGAAAUUUCAUUCCAGUUGACCAAAACUUGAAUCUCAUUGCAGUUUGGUGCGAUCAGAGAAGUAUUCUUCUACUUGGGGACUUUAUAGAUCUUGGUUGUUGUUGUUGUUUUUUAUUCGUAGCUCUUGAUACAUUUUGUAAAUAUUCAACUGUGAAUAUUCUUUAGUUGUCACAUUACUAUCAGUUCCUUCUAUGCUGCCCAGUGGGAAAUUGCAUCUCUGUGUUUCUUGGGCCAAAUUCCUGAUGUCAAAACCCAGUGGGGCCCUGGGCAGCAAUGUGUCUUCUGCUGCUGCUUUGAUGAAUUUUGAUGUUUACUCUUCAACAUAGCAUAUUUAAACAGAUAUAUGUAGACAUGCAAUGAAAUUUCUAGAUGAAUAACAUAGCUACAGUGUAUUUGUGCUUGUGUGAGAGUGUGUGCGUGCGUGUGACAGUUGUUCAGGACUCCUUCCAUAUAGGACCGUAAAACUUACAAGGAAAUCUCCUUGUAAGCAUCUGUUUUUAGUAGUGAAUAUUGAGUUUUCUUUUUCUUUUUAAAAGCCAAGAAUUAGCUAGGGUGAAUUUUUUAUUUGGAUCUGUCAAUGAAAGUGAUCUUUGUAUUCCUCCUGUGAUCUCAAUUUUCGAUCUGGACCUAUCCUUUGAUUCUGUGCCAUAUUUAUCAUCCACACCAUGGCCUUAGUUUUCUCUAGUCUAGACCAGGGGUCUCCAAC